Fraxinus pennsylvanica is the source of this 903-nucleotide messenger RNA. NCBI's taxonomy places the organism in Eukaryota, Viridiplantae, Streptophyta, Magnoliopsida, Lamiales, Oleaceae. The record is from the annotation of a GenBank genome assembly.
AUGUCGACUUCAGAAAUAUCCCAAGUGGACUUAGAAUGCGGCGGUGGCGGAGACGGCGUCGAGGAGGAAGAAGAUGAAACUUGGUUCAAAAUUAAAGGGAACAAGACUUGCGAAAUAUGUAAUUCAAUUGCGCGCAACAUUGUUGGCCCGAAUAGUACUGAGGGAGCACAACAAACAAAUGAAACUAAUGCUGUCGAAACAAAUACAUCAUCAACUCCAGCUUCCCCUUCUACAGACAGUCGAAGUUGCUUAAAUGCGGAUUAUGCGGAGCCCGAAUGGGCAGUACCGGAGCUGGAGGAUCAUGCUCUCGAUACAAGUGGACUAGGAAUUAGGCUUGCUCGCAUCCCUGGUCCACUUGUAUUGAGAGCACGAUCCUCCAGCUCCGACAAGUUAUCCCGUGAAAUAUGCGAUGAAAGCUGUUUACCGGGAGGCAAUGGAUUAAAACACGAACUACGUGAUGGGGAUUGUUCUCCUUUAUAUAUUGAACUGGGAUUCAAACCAUGUGAUUACGGUAGUUUUCGGGGAUUUGAACGAGGUUCACUUGCCCUAAACACUGAACUACUGAACAAUGGUUACUUUUUAAUUUGUAGGUAUACAUUGUACUUCCAUUUCUCCAAACGCUUCCAAUCAAAAAGCUCAAAGCCUUCUCUGGAAUACUUUCCUGCUUCUCCACUUGCUGCAGAAAGCCUGGUAAACUUGACAUAUGCUCGACAAGCUCAAUACUUGUACCCUAUCUCAAUUCACAAUGUUGAUCAAUAUAUGGCUUGCCAAAUGGGUGUCAAACCUUAUAUUUGCCUUGAAACUAACUUUUAUCUGCUGAGGGCAAUAGAGUCUCCUCGACACUAUGUGAGUUUUGUAGUCACAUUGAACUCCUCUGCUCUCGACUCUGGCCCAUGUCCCUAG